AUGUCCAAAAAGCUGCCCGUUCGCACACUGAGCGAACUGACGUUGGCGGAGCUGGCUGGCACAAUAGUGGGCGCGAUCGGUACCAUGGUGCAGACGAGCCUUGCGUUCGGUAUUCCGCCCGACUACACACUCCUGAUGGUGGAGAUCAACUCGUACAUGGACAAUCUGGGUGCGACGAGCAACAUCUACGAGGACCUGCUGCGCGUGAUCCUGUGCUCGGACUCACUCGAAGCUUCGAUGCGUUUCUGCUGCCUGCAGAUGCUGCUGAACGAUGGCGUACAGUGUCUGGUGACGGAGAUCUUUCCACUAGCGUAUUACGAGCGUAUACUACAGGUGAUCGCGGCCCAGGGGCGCGGUUUGCGCCAGCUAAACAUGAAAGGUGUUUGGGUGAAGGAAGAGUGCAUGUGUUACAUGUUCGAGAUUGUGAAGCAUUUGCCGCACUUGACCAAACUAACCAUCCCUCACAUUGCGAACGAUAACCUGCUAAAGCACAUCGCGGACUACAGCCGAGGUAUCAGACAGUUGGACAUUAGUGGCGAAACUGACAUUACGGAGAUUGGCAUCGAGUAUCUUUGUUACGGAGAGUGUCGGAACCAUCUCACCUAUGUGGACAUUGGUUCGCUCGGGGAGGAAAACAUUUGCCACACAGACGUCGCACUGUUGCUGCAGAACCUUCCCAACUUAGCCACCCUGCAAUCGUACUCGUUCGUUGGCCGCAGUUUGCAGCACAUUAUCGAGAAGAAAGAUGCUAACUUCCGGUGCCGGUUGGCGUAUGUGCACGACACGGAAACAGACGCGUCCACAUUGGAUGCGAUUGUACGGUCCUGUCCACGGUUGGAGCACAUCUACCUGGACUCCCCGGAGGCGGGUAUUUUGGAGAAGCUGCGUUCGGUAAAGCUGCGCCGGAUGAAGCUGUACAAGUUUAGCUCGUACGAGUUGGUUGGAUUGAUGGAGCACAUCGGCAAAGCGCUUUACCAUCUGACCGUGAUCAAGGGGUAUGGCCCGCUGGAGAUCGAUCGGCUCGUGCGCUCUUGCCCGAACCUGAUUGAUCUCGACUUCUACAUGAUGGAUUCGCUGACGUUCACGGGUGAUACGAGCUUCGGCAAUCUGCAGGGGCUGGAGAUUUUGAGCAGUCCUAUACAGAAACCGAGCUUGCGACGUUUCAUCUGCCACACGACCUCGCUACGCCGGUUGGCAGUCGAUGCGGUUACCUUCUCCGACGAAGACAUCAGCUCGAUGGUGAUCGAGCACGACUUCUAUCAGCUGGAAGACGUUUGGUUUACAUCGGCACCGUACCUUUCCAUUGCAGCCGUCGAGAUACUGAUGGACCGGUGUCCGGAGCUGCAGAGCGUUGGCCAGCUGAGCGGAUGGGCCCUGACGCCAGAUGACGUGACGCUACUCCGUGGGAUACUGAAAAGCUGCAACUCCUCACUGGUGCUCAAGCCGUUCCAGUCCCGCAGGAAAGCUAGACAUGCCGUUUCGUGGAUCGUAGUGCGACGCGACUGA
This is a messenger RNA of Anopheles marshallii, 1506 nucleotides long. RefSeq lists its product as uncharacterized. The record is from RefSeq and is a predicted model, not a curated record. Gene Ontology annotation, cellular component: SCF ubiquitin ligase complex. The transcript is spliced from 3 exons. Lineage: Eukaryota; Metazoa; Arthropoda; Insecta; Diptera; Culicidae. Bases 1 to 1506 code for a protein of 501 amino acids. Gene Ontology annotation, biological process: SCF-dependent proteasomal ubiquitin-dependent protein catabolic process.